Messenger RNA from Papilio xuthus (Asian swallowtail), 2318 nucleotides. RefSeq lists its product as uncharacterized. The coding region runs from base 298 to 675 and encodes 125 amino acids. The transcript is spliced from 2 exons. NCBI's taxonomy places the organism in Eukaryota, Metazoa, Arthropoda, Insecta, Lepidoptera, Papilionidae. The record is from RefSeq and is a predicted model, not a curated record.
UGCGCUCCGGCCACUCGGCGCGCGUCCGCACCCCCGCCCCCGCACCCGGCACUGCGCCGCGCGACGAGCCCUCCGGCCUCCCCGUCCGCCGCACGCCCUCCCACGACAAGGUUCGCCUCAGAACAUUGUGGAACUGGUUCCCCUUCAAAGACUCGACCUCGUAAAACUAAACCCGGCCCCUCGAAACGUUCCAUCCCAAAGUGCUAAUAAACCUAAUAAACCCACCGUGUGACAGUGCACCAGUGACUCACUAACGCCCGGUGUCGGUCGUCGCCGCGCGCCGCCCGCUAUGCCAUUAUGUCGAUCAUGAGCGAGUGUGCGCGCGAGUCGCUGGCGGCAGAGUACGUGGCGCGCACGGAGCGCCUCGCCCCCCUGCUGCCCGCGCUGCGCCCCCCGGGCCCCCAGUGCGCCCCCCGAGCCCCCCGCACGCGCCCCCUGCCCGCCGACCUCGCCCCCCACAACCUCGCGCUAGAGCUCACCCGCUCCAUCCUGUACGAGGAUGCGGACUCCAUCGACAUCCAAACUCUGAGGUCACUCAACUCGCACGAGGACUCGCUGUGGCACGGCAAGCCGCAGCAGUACUUCGAGAGCAUGAACUACGGACAGGACUUCAUCGACGACGCUGAUCCACUACCGGAAAACAAAGAUUUUGAAAGUGAUUCUUUGGCGCAGUGAAAUCGAGUUUUAAGUUUUAAGUCGGGUACUUCGCUUUAUAUAUAAUGCAAUAAUUCGGGAUUUAGUCAAAUUCACAAUAAUGCAAGGGGCGGAAUUCAUAUUCUUCGAAGACCGCUGGUCGGAGUUCGACAAAUAAAAGAAUCUUUUGUAACGUUUAUUUUUGACUAUUUGAAAGUACUUUUUGUUUAACUUUUUAAAUUUUAUGGAAUAAACACUGGGGUUCCUUUAUACUUCGACAGAAAUAAAAAUUAAAGAACCAUACCCGACUUCAAACAUUUUUAUAUAUUAUUAUCUAGCUUUUUACUAUAAAAUAUUACAUAUAAAUUUCAAUAAUGAUAAAAUUCUGUAUAUCAAAAUAUUGUGGGGCAGUGGGCAUAGAGCAAGCUUCGUGUACAUAAAACAUGUUCCAUAAUGAAAACAAUGUAACAUUCCACCAUACUUCCGGACGUCUCAAGCAAACUGUGAUAAUGUCACAUUUUGAUAACUUUAGUUGUUCUUCCUUGCAUAUAAAAAUAAUCAUUAAAACUAUGUUUAUUAUUAUUAUUACUGUUAUAAGAAAUUUAUACAAAAAGAUUUCCUAAAAAAAUCGUUUAUUUCUAUUUCUAACUUCACCCUUACGGUGAUAAAUAGCAAUUUUCCCUGGGUCCGUUUGUUUUUUUAAUUGCGACUAUCCCGUAUGUGUUUAGAGGGUGUUCAUAUUUUCCAUAUUCUCUAUGAAAUAAGCGGCGCUUUUUGUAUGAAGUAUUACGAGUUGUGAGAGAUUUAAUGUGUGAAAAUGGUAGCUAUUUAUAAUUAAAUAUUUUCAUUCCUACGCCAUUACGGCCAGACUGUAAUUUAUAAAUAUAUUGAAUUGUGUGAGUUUGUAUGAGAGAGGCUGUGAGACAAAGGAAAGCUUUGAUUUAAUUCAUUGGUCAUUAUUUAGAAUUGAUUUUCUAAAGAAUGUAAGAAAAAUUAUUAACAAUUCAAAGCAUAUUUAGUUUUUUUUUGUAUUUGAUAUACGAGAAAAUUACUCAAAAAUUGGUAGCAGAAGUUAGACAGGCUUUCUGUCAUUCUCUAGGACUUUUGAUUGAAAACGGUGAACAAUAACUUAUUUUUUUCGUAUGCAGCAAGACCAAACGUCCAAAAGCGGUCGUCCUAUUGAUGUGUUGUGCGACUGCCUUUAUGUUUUAAGAUUGAUUGAGAUGAUUACAGGAAAGACAAAAAACAUUUAUAACAAAAGUUCGGUUACAAAUAGUAGGAGACUGAUUUUGUAUUUUAAAGACAUAGUGAUAUGCUUACCACGGUAAGGGACGCCCCUAAUCGUAUAUUUGGUAUUAAGAUAUUUUUUAAUUAUGUGAAAAUAUCUUUUUAAGGUUCUAAAUUUAAUUUUUUAGCAAUAAAUAUUCCAACUCUAUUAUAUAAGUGUAUUUUAUGUAAAUCAGUAAUUAAGUAGAUGAAGUGUAAACUAUUGUAAGUAAAUAUUUGUACAGCUUCUAUCCACGCUAAUACAAAUUGUAAAUUAUUAAGCAACUCCUAUGUAAAAUUAAGAUACUCAUAAAUGUAUUCUAGUUGACUUGGAUCUAGUUGAUUGUCUAUUGUGUAAAAUUGUACAGAAAUCAUAUCAUUAUAAUAUACAAAUUACUCAAAUAAAUUGUUCAUAUCAA